AUGGCUAUAAAUGGAACUUCUUCAAGUAUGUUCAGAAGUACAAAGGGACUAAAACAAGGUGAUCCAAUGUCUCCAUUUGUAUUCAUUCUUGUUGUGGAGGUGUUAUCUGUUAUGAUAAACAGAGUUGCAUCUUUGAAUCUAAUCUCUGGGUUCAAGCUAUCUUCUGAAGCAUUUGAGAUCAAUCAUCUACAGUUUGCAGAUGAUUUAAUUAUAUUCCUUGAUGACAAGUGCACAUUACCAAUUGGUAAUGUUGUGAACACUAUGGAGGCUGAAAUUAUUUUUGGGUGUCAAAUUUCUGCUUUUCCUAUGAAAUAUUUAGGAAUUCCUUUGGGCAGCAAGUCUAAGGCAGUGGGAGUAUGGGAUGUAAUUCUGCAAAAUUUUCAAAAGAAGUUAAGUAUGUGGCAAAUGAAGCAUCUUUCAAAAGGAGGUAGAAUCAUGUUGAUUCAAAAUGUGCUUUCAAGUUUACCAGUCUAUUAUUUAUCUCCUUUUCAACUUCCAGUUUCUGUUGAAAAGCAAAUGGAGAAGACUAUGAGACAGUUUCUUUGGGGUUUUGUGAAUAACAAACCUAAGAAAGGUUAG
Molecule: messenger RNA, 579 nt
Organism: Papaver somniferum (opium poppy)
Lineage: Eukaryota; Viridiplantae; Streptophyta; Magnoliopsida; Ranunculales; Papaveraceae
Exons: 2
Coding region: 1-579 (192 amino acids)
Source: RefSeq, a predicted model, not a curated record